Messenger RNA from Saimiri boliviensis boliviensis (Bolivian squirrel monkey), 1143 nucleotides. The record is from RefSeq and is a predicted model, not a curated record. NCBI's taxonomy places the organism in Eukaryota, Metazoa, Chordata, Mammalia, Primates, Cebidae.
UGAUGGAGCAGCAGCCUCAGCAACAACAGCAACUUAGAAACCUGCGUGACUUCCUGUUGGUCUACAAUCAGAUGACAGAACUCUGCUUCCAGCGCUGGGUGCCCAGCUUACACCAUCGAGCUCUGGAUGCUGAGGAGGAGGCCGGUCUGCACAGCUGUGCUGGGAAGCUGAUCCAUUCCAGCCACCGCCUCAUGGCCGCUUACGUGCAGCUCAUGCCUGCCCUGGUACAGCGCCGCAUCGCAGACUACGAGGCUGCCUCGGCUGUGCAAGGCGUUGCUGCUGAACAGCCUGGGGUCUCUCUAUCAGGCAGCUAGCCAUCCCCAACCCCAGGAGGGAAGGCCCUGGAUGGACUUCUCUGAUUGAAGGACCCCAGUGGACCUUGGGGUUGGUGAAUCCUAUACAGAGAGAAUUCGAGAUUGCCUGAAAGCUGGGUGUCCUUGCUCCUUUUCCUGGAGCCAAUAAACCUGCUUUUUAUUCUGUUUGAUUUGUAUUCUGGGCAAGGAAGCUUUGCCUACCUAAUUGGCACAGUCCUUUGUUCUGUCAUUUAGUACAUAUCCGCUGGCUUCAGCCAUGGCAGCUGAGGAAUUUUCUUCUAUAUGUAGAAGAAAAACCUGAGCAUUUGUAGGCAUCUGGUUAAAGCAGUCUCUGUGUGUACAGUUUUAAAAUGGGUCAUGCUUUACCUUAGUUCAUCUUUACAACAAAACUAUGAGUAAGUGGUAUUAGCCUCAUUUAACAGAUGAGGAAGCAAGAAUCCAGAAUGUACCAGAAGGCCAAUUUAUACAUCAGGAAAUUGGUUCCUGCCCAGACAGGACAUGGGAGCUCUGUCUAGUUGUCCUUAAGUCUGACUGACUUCAGUGGCUCAUAACCGUGAGCCAAGUAUUCGUUGGUUCAUAACUGUUUUGUGAAUUAUGUCUUACAUGUCUAAAAUUCUGCUGGAUCUAGGGAAGGAGAAGCUAUCUAAGUACAACCGGUCAAAAAAACCACAGGGCUUUUGGGUACUGCCUCCUUGAGAAUUUACUGGCCACAGAAGAGAGAUGAAACCUGUAAGAAGUCUGGGGUCUUUUGGAACUUCUGCCAUUUCCCCAGCUUCUUACUUUCUUAGUAUUUACAGUCUUCUCAGGAUGAGCAGUAAAACCUUUGAAC